UCCUUCAUCCCUCUUGCUUAAUUUCAUGUAUGUUAUUACUUCUAGGGUUAUUAUUGAUCCGUUUUCACUUCUUUAUGGCACUAGUUGGUACAUGGUUCCCUAUUUCUCUUUCCUUUAUAGGUUCGGUGUUCUUCAUUGAUAUUCGUAAUCUAAUUGACGUAAUUGAGGAAAUAUUAUGUUUUCAAUUUUCAUGUUGAUAUUCAUUACUUCAUGCUGCCGAUUUUGGUGGAUGGGGUUUACCUUCUUCCUGAAGAGUUUUAAGUGUUUAUAUGGAUCCAGAUACGCAGACAAUUAGACCAACAAAAACCUUUAUCCCAAACUAGUUAGAGCAGGCUGACAAAUGAUUAUACUGAUUUUAUGUUCUUAGCUUGCUGUUGCAUAAAAUUAUGCUCUUAUUGCUAUAGUUUUCAACUCCUUAUCUAACUUACCCUUGUUCUCUAAUAAGACUUUUGGUUAAUUUGAUGCCUACAAUGCACAAACCAGCAAAGGUUCAACCAUAUUGUUCUAAAAUAAGGAAGGGUCCAAAAGUGCCUAUCUGUAUUCAAUGUGGAAGUAUACAAGACUAUGUUCUUUUGGUUUGCUUUCUAGGUCACCCAGUAUUGACCUGGAGUUUCUGGAUGCAAGGACUAAUGAAUGUUUUAGACCACUAUAAUCAAACCAAUAUCGUGAGACAACAGGAUAAAGACAUGCAGUUCUUUCUACUUAAAGCCCCCUGUUCACUUAGAGUGUGUUUAUGUGGCAAAUACGUCCUUAUGAAGAUUUCAGUGGGUUGUAGCCUUGUAGGGCUCCUCUUUUGCUCAGUUGAACAUUUGUUUCCUAAAUAAUUGGCCAAAAUCUAAAUGUGGUCAAGGCUGAUUUUUUUCAAGGACAAUGUAUACUUCUUUACAUUGAUACAUGUAUAGUGACCAUUCCAUUAAGACUAGUUAGCUAAUUAUGUUAAUCACAAGUGUUUAUGUAAGGGUUGGGCAAUUGAUUAAUUGUGUAAAUAGUUGGAGAAACAAAGUCUAUCUGUGUAUGCAUGCAUAUGAGUAAUUCCGAGACUGAAAAUCAUGCAGCUAAAAGAGGAAACCUAAAAGGGAGAAAAAAGUUACCUAUGAUGCCUUUUGGCAAGAAAAUGAAAGAAGACUAUUACAAACUGAAAAUCAGAGUUGCUGGUUCACCAGUCGGGUAAGCUAAAAGAGAGUGCAUAUUAUGUGUGUAUGUCAAAGCUAAAAAUCAAACCAACCAAUAUAAGAAAACUAGAAAGAAAAAGAGACCUGAGCUAUAUGUGGACAGAAUCCAUAAAUUGAUUCAAUGUGCCAGACUGCCAGGAGAGAUUAUGUUAUGUGCCAAAGCUAGAAGUCAAACCAACCAAAAUGAUAAAGAUGAAAGUCAAAUGCUCUAACAAGGUAGAGUGCUGCUACAAGUGCUACUGGGUUGAUAAUCUGUCAUGAUAUAGCUGCGAUAGGAAAACAAAACGAUUGGAAAUCAACAUGUCAUAAGGAGCAAGGAGGGGGAAGAAAUAAGUACUGCAAAAAAAUUGUUAGCAAGAAAGAAUGAAAAUAAAAGAAGACAACUGUUGUGUUUGAUCCAGUCUGUCAGUUGUGUGCAGGGCUGCUGAAGCUGCAAAAACCUGGUAAAACUGUCAUUUCCAAGGCUACUAGUCAAUAGAUAAUGCGUGGCCAAGAAGUGAGUACAAAGAAUGCUUAAAGUCAAACAAAAUUACACCAAAAGGGAAGGGAUGCAGUCUGAAGGUUAGGAAAAGACAACAAUGUUGGGUUUUAGAACUAGGAUAUAGGCUAGAAACCCCAAAGAGAAUACAUAGGUCUUAGUGGAGGGGUAUGGCAUCGCUUCUCUUUUCUUUGUAGUAUCAGCCUGAAAAUAUGAGAAGUUGAGAACUCAAAGCAAGAGGGAGAGAGGAGCAAGUUCAGGUUCUAGCAAGAAGAGCUCACUUGUUAUUUGAAACUCUAAGCACAAAUCAAUGAACCAUUGGUGAUGAAGGUUCUUAAGGUCAAGAGAUAAAGUUGGUUUUAUGUUGCUACAAGGACCUAUAUAAGAAGCUUAUCAUAAGAUAAGAAGCACAAUUCCGUUUCUGUCCACUUCCAUUGAGCCUAUUGUUUAUUUCAUUUGGCUGGACUGUUUGAAUACGUGUCAUUUUGUUAUUGAUUACUCUGUAAAUUCUUGCAUGAGUGUCUAUGUGGUUCAAUAGUGUUCAUGAUAACAUUGAGUUACCAAUUUCUUAUGCAUAAUGAACAAUCGUUAUAUCACCUAUAUUUGAUUCAUACAUGAGGUAAGGAGAUGAGAAAGUAUAUGAUUGGUUGGCCUACAUGGCAAUGAUAGAGAAUUAUUGGUAAUUUGGUAUACUUUGACAAAUGACGUGCCUAUAAGGGUAUGGUGUGAAGCCUUUGGAGAUGACAAGUUGAUCUGACCCUUCUACAUGCAUGUGUAUGAAGUAUGAACCAUGUAGUGCUGUUUCAACACUAAUAUCUUAUGACACAUCCUCCUAUUGGCUAUUCCGUUGUGUUAAUGAUUAUCUUUUGGUAUUGAUAUUUUCAAGGCAUUCUUGCAUAAAAAUAUUCCUAUCUUUUGUGGAUAGUUACUGAGCAUUGUUGCUCACUUCUUACAUUUCCCCCACCCAGGUUUUGAGGCAGGAACCUUUACUGAAAAGCGGUAGUGGAUAUAGAUUUUAAAAUUCUUAUGUAUUAGUCACAAGGUUGUAAACUUGUAAUUCCUUGAGGAUUUGUAGUGAAUAUUAUGAAUGUAAUGCAUAUGCAAUGAUGCUUUAUUAUGCUUUUGCAAGUUAUUUAUUUCGGUAUUAGGUAAGACUGACGCCCCACUUGCCAUAUUGCACAACGGUUGAGGUUAUGGGUGUCAGGAGUGAGGUGUUUUUCAAGUUGAUAAAGGAGUUAGGAGGCCUUUCAGUAAUCAAAAGCUUAAUUUGAAAGCAGAGCUUGGGAAGUGUGACAGAAAAUACGUUAACCAACUCAGUUGAUGAUGUUACAACCGCUGUUAAGAACAGAAAUUGUGAAAACAAACAGCAUACAACUAGCAAAACGAGCAACUUGGAGGGUGUGAGUGUAAGUUAUGAUACUUCCUCUGAAAAAGCUGAAACUACAAUUAAUAUGAGGAGUACGCUUGGUGAAUCUGAAGCUGUGGAAGUUUAUACAAAGUUAUUACCUGGUGAGGAUUUCAGGGUAGAACAUCACUCUUUACCAAACUGUCAUAGUAAUAAGACUAGUCAUAUGAAUAAGUUAUUGGAUCCUAGCAGUUUAGAUUGUCAUGGUGAACCCAACUUGUUAUCUAGUUCUGUUAUUCAGAAUACAGUGCCUUCUACUUCUACUGACAGUUUACUUGCACAAGGUUGUGAAAAAGUUGUUCCAUUACAAAUUGCUUCAGCGUCUAUGGAUUUCAAAGAUGUUGAAGGAAGUCAGUACCAUUCCAGCAGGCAGAGCAAAAUUUUUGAUGAUCCUAUUAGGAGGGUUGGUCUCGGUAACCCGUUGUCUGAGCUUUCUUCCCACCACUCGGGCUUAAUAAACAAUCUUUCUUUAGAAUUGCCUGCCCGUGCUGGCUACCGUAUGGGUUGUGAUGUAGAAAAAUCUUCACACAGCUCUGAUGAAUACGAGAAUAGUAAGGUCAAUGUAGUCAAUGAGAAGGAAAUAGUGACCAGGUGCCAAAAGAAAGAAGUGGAAACUAACAGUGAUGAUAAUCUGCCUGAAGACUCUUUAAAACCUCCAAAACAAGGUUUAGAAGAAGAGAAGGUUUCAAAUGUCCCUGCUACAGUAAAUGCAAAGGAAACGUCUUCGCAAAGCCAUCAUGCGGACGACAGCGACGAAUCAGAUUUUGUGGAGCAUGAUGUUAAAGUUUGUGAUAUAUGUGGAGAUGCAGGGCGGGAGGAUUUACUUGCUAUAUGUUGUAGGUGCAUUGAUGGUGCUGAACACACCUAUUGCAUGAAAGAAAUGAUAGAUGAAAUUCCUGAAGGUGAUUGGUUAUGUGAAGAAUGCAAAUUGGAUGAGGAAAAUAAAAACACAACCCGACAGAAGAAUGGUACAGAGACUGGAGCUGAAAAAGAUCAAUUUUCUGGUCAAGCAGAUACAGAGCCUGCUUCUACUUUUAUCAAGCCAGACACAAAAGGUUCGUCUGUUGAAGAACCUAGGACUGGUAAAGAUCAUUCAGUUAUGAAAGCUUCUAGCAAAAGGCGUGCAGAAGAAUCAGACUCUUCUUCAGCUGUCAAAAAACAGGCUCUUGAGAUGAUUACAGGAUCACCAAGGACAUCUAGUCCAAGCAAGCUACAUGCACUUACUGAUAGUUCAACCAAGGAUGUAGACCGUGGGAAAAUAAAGUCCAGCCACCAGUUCUCUUCUGAUUCUCUCUUUGGUAAUGAGGCUCCAGAGGCUGCUCGUUCCCCUGCUACACGUCCCCGGUUACAAUCUUUGAGAGGCUCUUUCACCAAGUCCAAUUCAUUCAAUAUCCCAAAUGCAAGGUCUAAAACUAAACUUGUAGAUGAGAUUGUUCUUCAAAGGCAGAAAUCGACCAAAGAACGUGCUUCUCAUGAUACAGUAGUAGCUAGAGAGAUGGGAAAAUCUGUCUCAUUUAGAUCUACGAACUUGGGGCGUUUAGGUGCAAGCGGUUCUAAAGUUAAGAUGUUAUCUCCAAAAUCAUCUCGUGUUCAGGAUCUUAAAGGUCUAAAAACCAAAAAGGAAAGGAUUUUUGAAAGGAAUAAUUCAGUUAAAUUACCAUCAGUGGGUAAUUUGAGUACUUCCAGUUCUGCUGCUUUGUCUCCAAAAGUGGAUAAAUUACUAGUAUCUCGUGGUGAAGCUACUCCAGUUUCUUCAGCAUGUAAUUCUGAAGUAAAGCCUUUGAAGGGCGAUAAUAAGAUGAUGGCGGGAUUAAAAUCAACCAAUCGUUCUGUCACGGGUGCAGAAGUUCCUGUUUCUUUGGGUCCAGUAAACAAGCAGCUGCCAUCCUCCCCCCCAGGGGUUGGAACUGCAACAUCUAGUGGAAUUAUCAGUUCUAUUGAACAAAAGUCUGUUGUGUUGAAGGAUGACAAUUCAUCAAAACUGGCUAUAUCUAGGGAAUCAUCAAGUCUUGCCGAUGGAAUCAAGGAAACUACUACUCCUAGUCACCUUGGACCGGGUUUAAUCCCUGGCAUGCCUGCUGUUUCUGGCCUGAACCAUAAACAUGUUGCUAAUUCUGCACAACUUCACACAGCUGAUAGACCUGCGCCAUUGGGUCUUAAUGCAUCAGCUACGAGAAGUUCAAAAGAGGUGAAAAACAGAGAUAACAAGUUAAAGGCCGCAAUUGAAGCAGCAUUGCUUAAAAAACCCGGAAUAUAUAGAAAGAAUAAAGUUUCUGAUCAAUCUGAUGAACCAUCUGUCUCAAGCAUGAAUAAUGAAGUAGCGUUUGUUGAUCGUGUACCACAUUCAAGGAAUGCGGGGAAUUUGACUUCUGCUGAGGUGCUAACUGACCGGCAGGGACAAGUUUCACGGAGUUCUAAUCCCGACCAUUGUAAACACUCAAAUGGAAAACAUUUCACAAGUGAACUAUCUAGCUAUGAUGCUGUAGCAUUGUCAUCUCUUUCGAAGGUUCCGGCAAUUCCUGAUCAUGAAUAUAUCUGGCAGUAUGGUUUCUUCUUAGGAAGUUUUGAGAUCAGUAGAAGUGGUAAAACAGCUGAAUUUUGGGAUGGGUUACAAGCACAUUUGUCAACUUCUGCAUCACCUAGAGUCUUUGAAGCUGUAAACAACCUUCCCCACAAAAUUCUUCUAAAUGGUGUAUCUCGCAUUAGUGCUUGGCCAGCACAAUUUGAAAAUAAUGGUGCGAAGGAGGACAAUAUUGCACUCUAUUUUUUUGCUAAAGAUGUUGAGAGCUAUGAGAAGAGCUACCAAGUUUUGUUGGAUGAUAUGAUUAGGGGUGAUUUAGCUCUUAUCGGAAGUAUCAAUGGGGUUGAACUCCUGAUAUUCCCAUCGAAUCAGCUUCCAGAGAAAUCCCAUCGUUGGAAUAUGUUGUUCUUCCUUUGGGGUGUGCUCAGAGGAAAGAAGAAGAAUUCGUUGCAUCAAGUUCCUGAUGAUCCUGAAAAAAAUUGUAUUCCCCAAGUCGCUUCCUCCAUCUCAACUGAUAAAAUGUCAUCGGUUGAGGAUGUGUGUUCACUUGGAUCUAUAGAUAAGGAACACGUUGAUUCUGAGUCCAUGGGCAAUUUGAAGUUGCCAACCUCUUCACUAGAAAGGGCAAUUGAUAUUGUUAAUGUAGUUCCAGUCAGCAGUGGUGAGAUUGUUUCUCUCAAACCCGUCACAGAUGGAAAUAUAUCAGUGGUGACCAAGAAUGACAGCCAAGAUACUGUCAACAGAAGUCCUGAAAUCGAUCAAAAACCAAUUUUGACAGAAGUUCCAACUGAGGAGCUAAACCGUCUGCAAGUUGAACCCAGAAAGCGUGCGUUUGUUGACCUUACAGAAGAUGAUGACACAAAUCCGAUAAACAUGUGGCAUGAUGCAAAUGUUAGCAAGAAGCAAAAGCGCGAUGAUUUAUAUGGGCAGAUUAGUUUGAAUAUAGAUUGUGGAACGAAGGAGAAUAGUAAUGGUGAAAGGUACUUCUUUCCGGUAGAUCCAAGAUGUGAGGUGAAGGAUUCAGGGAGUCUUAUUCCGUUCAUAGGUCCAUCUUUUCCGGUGAGAGUGAGGACACCAAAUCUGAAUCUUGCUUUAGGAGCGGAGAUGGAUGACGAGGAGAUACCAUCAUCAUCGUCGGGCUUAGUUGGAGGGUCGGAGCAGAGACUGAUGACGAAAAAGGAAGAAGAGGAGGAUGUGUUGUCUUCUCUAUCGCUGUCUCUUUCGUUUUCAGGAGGAAACAAGGAUGAAGAAGAUAAACGGAAUUCUUCUUCGAUGCUUCUGUUUAGAGAUAAGUAGGGAUGAUGAUAUAUUAUAUAUAUAUAUAUAUAUAUAGAUUUAAUACAGGGAUUGUGAAUAAUGGUUUUCAUGGCCAUGCUGAAGAAGGUAUGUUAUAGUUGCUUGUUUUGGUAUUGUGGUGUUACUUACAUGUUCAAUUUCAUCUUUUAGCAGAGGCAGAAGCUUAAAAAAAUGGUAGAUUUGAGGGGUGUUUUUAAAGAUUAUAUGUUGUAGUUGAUCCAUCUUAUGAAUCAAUGUCUUUGGAGUUAUUUGCA
Molecule: messenger RNA, 7126 nt
Organism: Cynara cardunculus var. scolymus (artichoke)
Lineage: Eukaryota; Viridiplantae; Streptophyta; Magnoliopsida; Asterales; Asteraceae
Exons: 13
Coding region: 3102-6872 (1256 amino acids)
Source: RefSeq, a predicted model, not a curated record